GAAGAAUACAUUGCCGAUCUUGAUUCAAAGACAGGAGCAUCGCUAAAACUAACUAUUUUGAAUAGAAAAGGACGAAUAUGGACAAUGGUAGCUGGUGGUGGAGCCUCAGUAGUUUACGCAGAUACUGUAUGCGAUCUUGGAGGUGCAGGUGAAUUAGCCAAUUACGGCGAGUAUUCCGGAGAUCCUUCAGAGACCCAAACUUUCGAGUAUGCUAAGACCUUAUUGUCCGUAAUGACUGAGGGGCCACCUCAUCCUCAAGGCAAGGUGCUGAUUAUUGGAGGAUCCAUCGCGAACUUCACGAAUGUGGCAAAGACGUUUGGAGGAAUAGUUCGGGCUUUCGAAGUAUUUAUUGAACGUCUACAUGAACACAAGGUAACCAUCUAUGUACGCCGUGGUGGCCCUAAUUAUCAAGAGGGCCUGCGGAAAAUCAAAGAAGCUGCAUCGAAACUCGACCUGCCAAUGCAUGUAUUUGGGCCUGAAACGCACAUGACAUCAAUUGUUGGACCAGCCCUUGGAAUCAGUGAACUACCAGCUGUUCCUCAUGCUCCUCAGACUACUGGACAGUUCUUGCUCAGCCCGGAAAGGAAUACAGCGGGCGGUAUUCGAACUCCCGAAGUCGAUCCAUCCUCAGGUGACGCAGCCGUACAAAUGGACAACGACGAAGACGCACAUAAAGUCUACGACAGUUUGUUUGAAAGGAAUACGAAAGCCAUUGUGUGGGGACAACAACAAAAGGCAAUUCAGGGCAUGCUUGAUUUUGACUACGUCUGUCGUCGUAAAGAGCCAUCUGUUGUGGCAUCUACCUAUCCUUUUACUGGAGACAACAAACAGAAAUACUAUUUCGGACAACGAGAAAUUCUCAUUCCUGCGUACAAAUCCAUGGCUAAGGCUUUUGCCACACAUCCAGAAGCCAGUGUGAUGGUCACAUUCGCUUCGCUUCGCUCUGUUUACGAAACCGUGCUGGAGGCCCUCCAAGUCCCACAAAUUCGUGUUAUAGCUAUCAUCGCUGAAGGCGUACCUGAGAAUCAGACUCGAAGAUUGAUCAAGAUGGCUGGCGAUAGGGGAGUUACCUUGAUUGGUCCUGCGACAGUGGGAGGAAUCAAGCCAGGGUGUUUCAAAAUUGGUAACACUGGUGGAAUGAUGGACAAUAUUCUCUCUUCGAAAUUAUAUCGUCCUGGAAGUGUUGCUUACGUUUCACGAAGUGGUGGAUUGUCGAACGAGCUGAAUAACAUAAUUGGAUCGAAUUCCGAUGGAGUAUUUGAGGGAAUUGCUAUUGGUGGCGACCGCUAUCCAGGAUCUACUUAUACCGAACAUAUUCUUCGUUAUCAGAACGAUGACAGGUAG
Molecule: messenger RNA, 1344 nt
Organism: Strongylus vulgaris
Lineage: Eukaryota; Metazoa; Nematoda; Chromadorea; Rhabditida; Strongylidae
Source: the annotation of a GenBank genome assembly